AUGAAAACAUAUGCUAUAGUACUGCUCAUAGUAUUAGGCAGCUUACUUCCUCUAAUCCUAUAUUUGUUAUUGUUAGUAAUAUUAUGUGUAAAGACAAGGCAACGGAAAAUCUCCGCUUCGCAGAGAAACGUUGCUGCUGCAAAUGGUGAUGUCGAAAUUGGCAGAGGAACAAAUAGUAGAGGUGUAAAAGAUGGUGAUAUGGUCAUUUUAGCAGGAGAUGGUGGCCGUUCUAUGGCUCCUGCUGAUAGUAAUAUUGGAACCGAGGACGAUGAUUGCUGCUGUUGUGGCUGUGGCGGAGGCGGUGAUGGUGAUGGUGAUGGUGGUGGUGGUGGUGGAUGCGGUGGCUGUGGCGGUUGUGGCGGCUGA
Molecule: messenger RNA, 366 nt
Organism: Chenopodium quinoa (quinoa)
Lineage: Eukaryota; Viridiplantae; Streptophyta; Magnoliopsida; Caryophyllales; Amaranthaceae
Product: chorion class high-cysteine HCB protein 13-like
Exons: 1
Coding region: 1-366 (121 amino acids)
Source: RefSeq, a predicted model, not a curated record